Molecule: messenger RNA, 2027 nt
Organism: Linderina pennispora
Lineage: Eukaryota; Fungi; Kickxellomycota; Kickxellomycetes; Kickxellales; Kickxellaceae
Product: cation efflux protein
Exons: 3
Coding region: 193-1932 (579 amino acids)
Biological process (GO): zinc ion transmembrane transport; intracellular zinc ion homeostasis
Cellular component (GO): membrane
Molecular function (GO): zinc ion transmembrane transporter activity
Source: RefSeq, a predicted model, not a curated record
CUGCCACUGCUGCUUUUCUUUUCUUUCCCCUUCGACACCCCCCUCUAAUACCUAUUCCCAACCCUCUAUUCCAUUCACCUCCCUGCUGUAUAUUUAAACCGCCCCUUUUACACGCUUUUCCUUUCCUGAACCUGCUUCCCGGGACAAGCGCAUUUCUCUUCUAUUUAGACACAUUUCUUAUUGGCAGCAAUCAUGGUCAAGCUGUCGCGUUCGGCCAAGGUCGGCAUCAUGCUGUCGCUGAGCUCGGGCAUGUUCUUCAUCGAGCUCAUCGUCGGAAUCCUCGCUGGGUCAAUUACGCUGGUGGCCGACUCGUUCCACAUGCUAAACGACGUUCUUGGCAUGGUUAUCGCGCUGUGGGCUAUCAAGCUGGCAAAGUCUGACAAGGCAACACCGAAUAACACGUACGGGUGGCAGCGGGCGGAGAUUCUGGGCGCACUAACAAACGGUGUUUUGCUACUCGGUCUGUGCCUCACCAUCUACAUCGAUGCCAUCCAGCGGUUCGUCCAGAUCGAAGAGGUGCGCAACCCCAAGCUGGUCAUGAUUGUCGGCUGCGUCGGGCUUACUUUCAACAUCAUGGGUCUAGCGCUGUUCCACGAGCACGGGCACGGCCACAGCCACGGCCAUGGUCAUAGUCACUCGCACAGCCACAGCGAUGAGGAGUCGCUGGUAGGCGAAGAGGACAUUCUGAUCACCAGUCCGCCGGUGUACGGCUCAAUCGAGGCCACAGGACAGGCCGAGGGCGUAGGUGCUAGCACGCCGCAGCUGUCGCACAUGUCCAUUGACAACAAGUCCAUCAUUGGUAUUCCCCACCCAGCGUACACACAGCAGGCGAUCAUCAAGUCUGCUAACCAGAUCAAGAACGCUGAGAUCGAGUCGCUUGCCGAUGGCAGCGGGCAUGCCGUUCCCGGAGCCUCUCAGGAUGCGCGCCCGCAUACACACAAGCACAACGAGAACCACGACCACAGCCAUGACCACUCGCACGGAAAGAAGACCGGGCAGAACGAUCAUGAUCACGACCCCUCGCAGGGUGGCGGCCAUCUCAAUAUGCAGGGUGUGUGGGUGCAUGUGUUUGGCGACUGCAUUACCAACAUUGCGGUUAUCAUCAGUGGCCUGGUCAUCUGGAAGGCGGAGGGCCACUGGCGCUACUACUUUGACCCGGCCAUGUCAAUUCUGAUCAACACGCUCGUGGUGGCGGUGACGCUGCCCCUAGUCAAGAGCGCGUCGUUUAUUCUGCUCAACGGCGUGCCCAACACCAUCAACCUAGAAGACCUGCGCCAUGACCUGCGCAAGAUCCCAAACGUACUCAACAUCCACGAUCUGCACGUGUGGCAGUUGUCUGACACAAAGUAUGUGUCGUCAGUGCAUGUACUGAUUGACCGACCGACCACGUACGAAUGCAUCCACAACAGCAACUCGUCAAGCGAGGUUGAUAUGGGCGAGAGCAAUGCAGCCGGAAAGAGCCACGACCAUCACGACAAGAAAACCAAGAGUGCGCGUCUUGUCACACAUCGUUCGUCGCGCGACCUGCUACGUAGCCCUGCCAACGUGGAUAUGGACUGUGUGUACAUGGAAGUGGCGGCACAUGUCAAACAGGUUAUGCACCGCUAUGGUGUCCACUCAGCAACGAUCCAGCCCGAGUUCGUCGUCGGCCAGUCGGUGUCAGUGGCAACAACCAAGGCUGCCAACAGCACCCACGAGGAUACAAACGAGUUUGACGGUCGCGAAGGCUCUAUUUUCAGCAGAGUUGCUAUUAUGGCGGAGGACGAGGAUGUUGCCGAGCCCACUUGCCCGGCGGGUAGACCCAGACGGUCCUCCGCUACCAUUGGCCCUUGCCUGCUAUCGUGCCGCAACGGCGCAUGUCUACCUGGCUCAUGCUGCCCCGGAGAGACACCCAUCAAAGUUGUCCCUGGCAGCAGCCCACCGCAGGAAUAGUUAUUGUAUAAUCGCUUUUUAUGGAUGUGUGGAGUCGGGUAUGCUAGACUUUUGGUGAUUCAUGGCCGACGCCGCAAUAAAUUGUGCCUACUAGA